Molecule: messenger RNA, 1008 nt
Organism: Aspergillus lentulus
Lineage: Eukaryota; Fungi; Ascomycota; Eurotiomycetes; Eurotiales; Aspergillaceae
Source: RefSeq, a predicted model, not a curated record
AUGACUGAGAAGAAGACAACUCGGACCCUCAAGUCUGAUACAGGUGCGAAAACGGCCAAGAGACUCUGCAAUGGUACCAACCAGCCGAUUGAUACCGAGGAAGAAGUGCUAAUGACGAACAGCAAUCCAGGGCCUAGUGUCGUCAAAAAGGCGAAACUCCCAGAGGAAGAAAAAAUUCAUGCCGUUCAGACAAAUGAAUCAAGCCUUAAUGCAAAUGAUAAGGCUGUUGGAAGCAUCAACGUUAGCCAGAAGAUAGACUCGACCGUUCCAGUCAAAGACUCAAGCAGUCACCAAGCAAGCUAUACGCAGAAUGUUGGUCAGUAUGACGCUCAGCACCGCAGUUGGCCUGUCCCUCCUGUCGCUCCUGUCGCGCCAUUUGAUGCUGGACCUGGAGCUCAGUACUCCACUCCGCCUGUGGGACACUUUGGCGGCACUCAACCUAUCGCACCCUUUGUCAGGCAGCCUGAAAGUCCAUCUGGUAUACAGGCGGGAAAUCGACCAAAUAUACAGCACAGUACCCAGCGGGCAAACCCCUACACAGAAUCAUUCUUCAGAGACAUGGCGUGGACGGUCACACAAAACUUCCCUUGGAAAUUGUUUGCGCAAGAACCUGGAUGUACAGUCCCUGAAGUCUCUGUGGCAUUUUGCGCGCUAAUCUUUGCCAUCCUGGGUGACCCCGAUUUCAACUGGAAGAAGAAAGAGCAUCUCACCACAGCUCAAUUUGGUAAUAUGAUGAUCCAUGAGUGGUGGAAGUACUACUUGAGCGUGCUGAAACCAAGAGGACGCAUGUACCAGAUGAUGCAGCCGCCAACCCGGACGACCAUUUUCACUCCAAGCCAAGGGGCAAGGCUGCAGACACAGAUGGUUGAGACCCUUUGCGAAAACCCAGCGCUCGGAAUCUCUCAUCGCGUAUUCCUAGAUGGGACAUGGGAAGAGUUGCAUGCCAGGAUCAAGGAGGAAGUUGAGCUGGUGGAGCGUCGAUGGCUGGAGAACAGGAGUCGUCGUUGA